This is a messenger RNA of Uranotaenia lowii, 1307 nucleotides long. RefSeq names its product RNA-binding protein with serine-rich domain 1-A (gene RnpS1). The transcript is spliced from 3 exons. NCBI's taxonomy places the organism in Eukaryota, Metazoa, Arthropoda, Insecta, Diptera, Culicidae. Gene Ontology annotation, cellular component: cytoplasm; ASAP complex; nucleoplasm. The record is from RefSeq and is a predicted model, not a curated record. Gene Ontology annotation, molecular function: RNA binding. Gene Ontology annotation, biological process: mRNA splicing, via spliceosome. The coding region runs from base 145 to 1065 and encodes 306 amino acids.
CAUUUUCCCUUUCAUCAAUUCUCUUUUUGCGAGAAAACAGAAUCGGAUUUUCUCGCUGCCAUUUGUAUUAAUCUGAAGCCACAACGUUUUGUACAGAACUAAAAUCGUUUUUAAGACGUCUGGUUGGUUUGCAUUCGUUUGGAAAUGGCAAGAUCGAAAAAUCGUUCUGAAUCGGCUGAUUCCGAUAAGGCUGAGAAGAAGCAGCGCGGCCGGGAAAAGGAAAGAAAAAAGCGGAGCUCUAGCAGCAGCGAUAGUAGUGGAAGUUCGUCGGAUAGUAGCUCUUCCCGGAGCAGUUCCGGAUCGAGAUCAAGCUCGUCGAGCAGUAGCUCGUCAUCAUCGAGUUCGUCGUCUUCGUCGAGUAGCGGAGCUGAUCGUUCCCGCGCUAAGCGCAAAACUACCACCAAAUCCCGCAGCGCUAGUCCAGUAAAAGAAGCACCAAAAAAGUUGGAAACAGUUAACCGUCCUAAGUCAAAGGAACGUGUGGAACGGCGUAGCUUAGAUCGUGACAAUGACAAAGAAAACAAGCAAAACAAAACGGUUUCACCUGAAAGAGGUAACAAGGACGGUGGACGCAGUCGGCGAUCACGAUCUGGAUCAGUCAAAAGACGCAGAAAGGAACGAUCCGUCACACCAAGACCGACUCGCAUCCAUGUGGGCUCGUUGACAAGAAAUGUCAUAAAAGAACAUAUUGUCGAAAUAUUUAGCAACUAUGGAGAAAUCCGUAGUGUUGACUUUCCAACGGAUCGUUUCCAACCGUUUACUCGCGGUUUUUGUUAUAUCAACUUUGCAAACCCAGACGGGGCGGAAAACGCUAUAAAGCAUAUGGCCGGUGGACAAAUUGACGGACAAGAGAUUACAGCCACUGCUGUGUUGGUCCAAAAGACACGUCCACCGAUGCGUCGUCCUUCGCCUAUCAUGAGAAACAAUAGACCUCCACCCCGUUGGCGUGCCUCUCCCAGACGCUACCAGAGAAGAUCUCCGAUAAGACGCAGUCCUCGUCGCAGGCGAUCUCGCAGUCCAGCCAGAAGAAGGCGUCACAGCAACAGCUCGGACAGCUCCCGCUAAAAAAAAAUACCAUCGGAUUUUAUUACAAAACGGUACACUUUGAUUGUGUGUGUUUGAAUAUUACCGCUGCUAAAAACCUGGAAUAUUUUCUUCACUGGGAUAAGAGUUGAUUAUCGUCGAUCAAGAGACAGGACGCAAAAAUUCUGACAUUUGCACUGCGCUUCAUAAAACUUACGAUUAAAAUCACUUAUUUUUUAGUAUUAGAACGAUCCAAUAAUCAAUAAAGAAUCAGAAAAAAACAA